AUGACUUCGUUGCCGGAGUUGAGGCGGCAGCCUCCGCGCGAGGGGAUGCCGCGCGAGGUGGUGGCGUGGAUCCGCACCCUGCAUCUCCCGCGCGUUGUGCGGCACCCAAAGCGCGACUUAUCCAACGGCUUUCUGGUGGCUGUCAUCUGCUCGCGCUACUGGAGUAGCGUCAGCAUGCACUCCUACGAGGACAGGAUGAGUGCGGCGCAGAAGCGCAGCAACUGGGAGAUGCUGCAAAAGCAGUUUGCCCUGAACAAGUGCCCGCUGAGUGAGCGCAUGAUUGAGGGGAUGAUGGCCGGCCGUGAGGACUACGCCAACUCCUUCCUUCGGCAGCUCUACACACAACUCACGGGGCGGGCGAUUGUCGAGGCGGCGCCGCUGCCUGCGGCGGAGGUGGCGCAGCCAAAAACGCUCCUGCCGCAGUCGGCGCCGCCCGUGACGUCCACUAAAAUCAACGUGGAGUUUGCCGCCCCGGCCGUCGACAGCCGCACGACGUCGACGACGCGUGUGCGGGAGCUCCGGUCCUCGAACGUGGCCGCGUUGGCCUCGUCAGAGCACCCCCCGCCCGUGGCGGCGGCGAAGAAGCAAGUCAUUCACGCCAUUGCCGAAGAUCAACAGAGUAGCGACGCGGGUGACGAGGCGGCGGCGAGCGACCUCGAGUCCGCCGCCAGCAACGACGGCGCCGCUAAGAAGAAGCGGAACUGGAAACCGCCGAUGGACUUCUCCGUGUCGCUGCGCCCUGCGGAGUUGCGGCAGACGGUGGUCCGUCCCAAACCCAGAGACAAGAGGCAGCCGACACCGCGGGAUGAACAAAAGCGGCAGCAGCAGCAACAACAACAACAGCAGCAACCCGAUGAUGCUCCGUCCCCCAAUAAUGAAGCCACAGCGCUGGAUUUCAUCGAGUACAUUGUGCGGACGCAGGCGGCCGACCAAGGCUGGAUGUGUGCUCGCGACUCACCUGCGCCCUUUACGGACUACUUUCUGCGUGAGGAGUCCAAAUUGGGGGCACUGCUGCCGCGCCGUCUGUGGAGUGCGCUGCUUGGCAGCGUCAGUGAGUUGACGGACCGCGUCUUGCGGCAGGGCGGCUCCAUGGCCGACAUCGCCGCCCUCUUCUUGCGAAGUCUGCCGCCGGAGGAGACGGGCGAGGGGCUGGGGCGCCAAUCGUCACAGCAUUCCCUGCAGCCGGGGGACGGCUCCCCAGCGCCGAGGCUUUGGAAGAAGAAGGCGCCUCCGAGAGGGAACUCUGGGCCGCAGCGAUUUGUCUUCCUCGCGGCGAUGCUCUCAAGCCUCUCCGACGCGGAUACCUUUCUUGCUAUAUCAGUUUACUGCGACGACGUCCUGUCCCGCUCCGCAGAGGCAAUGAGGACGCUUGACCACGCCACCGCUGACAGCUACGCCUCGCUUCUUUGUGCUGCUCUGCCCGCCAACCGAAGGCUCGCCGCGCGACUUCUGCCUGACGUGCUCGUAGCCGUCCACAGCGCAGUUGCAGCGUCUACCAGGGUUGAGGCAAGAAUCAGCUAUUGCCUUUUCCUGCGGGCGCUGCUCCUGCGCCUUGCGCGUACUGUGUUUCGGGGUUCGUCGCGGUCCACAAAAUCUUCUUCCUUUGCCACGAACACCUUGUCGGCAACGGCCAGCGAUCCACUUGCUGCCGCCGCUUUUGAAGCCAUUGUGCCCAAUGUCCUGGCAGCUCUCUCGCAUGAAUCGUCAACGGUGCGGCUUGUGGGAGUCCACCUUGCAGAGGCCCUCGCCUUCACGGGGUGUCCCCCUGCACGCUCGCUUGGAGACAUUUUGCCUCUGCUAAGUGCCGGCGUCAAAUUCGCUUCGCCGCUGUUUAACUGCGUCGGCGCGGCGUGGCUGCGGACCGCCAUGAAAUGCCUCAGCGACCCCUACGACGACCACGCCCCGCCUGACGCCGAGGGCGGGGCGAUAGAGAAGGAUGAGCUGUGCGCACAAGCGGCGCCGCAUCUGGCGGCGAUGGUGCAGCACUUCUCCGACCUCCUGAUGGCACCCGGGCGGCUGAAUGCAAAGACCUACGUCGCCGAACAACUAGCCCUCUGCCUUGACGACAUCCCCAGUGAGGGCAAACUGCAGAGCUUUUUUAACCCAGAGAAGGUGGCAAGGUCCGUCUUUUCCGUCUUGCAAGGCGCCCCAGCUGAGCUUGUGGCGGGCUUUCUCACACCGCCGUCGUCGACGGAAGGCGGCGGGAGGGUCAAGGGGGCACAUAGUGGGCAGGUGGCGUUGGUGCCUGUGAGCUCCUCACUGCUUGGUACGUUGCGUGUGGACAGUUCGCUGCGCGACUGUUACCCGCUGGCGCUUUCUGAGGCGGUGCUUUUAGUAUUUCCACCAGAGGCGGUUCGUCGGCGGUCAUCGGCGCGACCCGGCCGCAACGUUUCAGGCCAGGCCGCAGGUGCUGAGGGGACGCCGAUGACGCCGCAGCAGAUACUUGCAAAGGCGACGCUUCUGCUGCGGGACCGCGUGGUGCCGGCCGACGUCGCACAGCGCGUGACGUGGAUGUACAAAGUCGUGGUCGCCUGCAGAAGUGGCUUUGGUUUUCCGGAACGCCCCGCGUCUCUCAGCGAGGCGGCCGCGACGAAGCGGUGGAUUGCCGUCAUGCGGCAGAUGUACCGCGAUGUCGCCGUGCUUGUGGCUGCGGCGGAGAUGCUGUGCACGCAGAAGGGCGCCUUGACGGACGACGCCGCGAACGCCAUCGCGAAGCUGGCGGGGAUGGCGCAGCAGAUAGUGCUGCGGUGGCACGUGGAACUCAAGAAGGAGGGGGCGCUGCUGCUGAAGAGCCCCACCGCAGCUCUGCCCACCUCCUCCGAGCGCAUGACGGGGGCGAUGGCGUGGUAUCACAACUCCUUUGCCGAACUCGCGCCAAAGGAGUCGCCGCCGCCGCAGCAGCAGCAGUCGCAUCGACCGUCACGCCACUUCUCUGCGUCGUCCUCUCGCCCUGCGGAGAGGAAGCGGUGA
Molecule: messenger RNA, 2970 nt
Organism: Trypanosoma conorhini
Lineage: Eukaryota; Euglenozoa; Kinetoplastea; Trypanosomatida; Trypanosomatidae
Exons: 1
Coding region: 1-2970 (989 amino acids)
Biological process (GO): regulation of cytoskeleton organization
Cellular component (GO): axoneme
Molecular function (GO): microtubule binding
Source: RefSeq, a predicted model, not a curated record